This is a messenger RNA of Penicillium expansum, 1749 nucleotides long. Its product is annotated as fungal specific transcription factor domain-containing protein. The record is from RefSeq and is a predicted model, not a curated record. Gene Ontology annotation, molecular function: DNA binding; zinc ion binding. Lineage: Eukaryota; Fungi; Ascomycota; Eurotiomycetes; Eurotiales; Aspergillaceae. The transcript is spliced from 6 exons. Gene Ontology annotation, biological process: DNA-templated transcription. Bases 1 to 1749 code for a protein of 582 amino acids.
AUGGGAUCAUUGCAGAUUGCAGAAGAUGGCCAACUGCGAUUUUUUGGGCCCACUUCAAAUCUUCAUAUAUCACACGUGGGUCCAUUUCCACUUUUCAAUUCAAAUAUUCGCUUGGUUCACUGGAAUGAGGCCCUCAUUCUUACGGCCGCUGGGGUCAAUAAUCAUGUUGAUGAAGAGUUGGAGGAUCAUCUAACCAAACUAUAUUUCGCUUGGGAAAAUCCGAAUAUUCCGUUAGUCGAUGAGAGGGCAUAUUAUCAGGGAAAGAAUUGCUAUCGAAACCUCAAUCAACCGAAUCAUCGAUAUUCCGAGGUUCUGAAUAACGCCAUUUGUGCUAUUGGAGCUACUUUAACUUCUCGAUAUUGCCCCGAUUUACCAGAGUCCCUUGUUGACUUCUUUGCGACAAGGUCCAAGGCCCUCCUGGAGGUUGAAAUGGAUUCGCCGACUCUAAGUACCGUCCAGUCUCUUGGCAUCUUAAGUGGUGUAGAGGCACUUCUCACCAGAGAUGCUCGUGGCUGGCUGUACAGUGGAAUGGCGAUGCGGCUUGCUACAGACCUUGGCCUCCAUAUGGAUGCUGCCCCUUUCGCUGAACGGGGUCUGAUAGAUCUUGAAGAAGCGCGCCUUCGCAGCUCAACGUUCUGGGGCACUUAUGCCCAUGAAAGGAUGUGGAGCUUGUAUGUCGGACGCCCCGAAGCCAUUGACCACUUGGACAUUACUGUGCAGCUUCCUUUCCCAAGCAACUCUCAGCCUGAUGUAAACGAUGUUUGGCGCCCAUACAUUGAUGAAAAUCAACAAGCCAACAAUUGGGAAUCCCAAGCAUUACUUCAUGAAGUGGCUCAUGGGACGGUCACACUUUGCACUAAAAUGGCCUCAAUACGCAAAGUCCUUUACAGUAUCCCCCGAGGGGCCAAGCCCGACAUCAAAAAGCUUUAUACUUUUGCAGCCAAAGCAAGAGAUGAGCUUGCUGUCUGGGUGUCUGGAUUAUCAGAAAGCGUAUCUGUGGAUAUGAUGGAUCUAGGUCGUAUUCACCUCCCUCACGUCCUACAGCUACACAUGCAAUUCCAUGCCGUUCGGAUUAUUGUUGAUCAGCCUUUCGCCUUUCAAGUACCUGGCCUAGGAGGCUUAACCGAAGAAAACAUAACCCACAGCCGGGAAUGCUGUCAUGAUGCCGCUCUUUCUAUUACCAAACUUUUGCAAGCCAUUCGUCGCCAUUUCUCACUCCGCCGAGUCAAUCUUCAGACUGUUCACCUUAUCUUUACAGCAAUGCUGGUGCACACUCAAAGCGCUUUCCUAUCCCCCGACUUCCAGAUGCGUGACACAGCGCGAAGGCAACUCGAAAUUUGUUCACAGGCUCUAGGCGAAAUUGGCCAAGCUUACAAGAACGCACUCCGAGCCUUGGAAGUGAUCACUUCUAUUAAAUCAGAACUACUCCGCCACCAAAGAAGAGAAUCCACUAGCGGUCUUAGUAUUAUCGGUCAGUCGAAUUCUAUAAGUUCUAUGAUUGCGCUUGGUCAGAUUCAAUCGGGCAUAUUCGGUGCAGAACCGGGGGCAUCACAGUCAUGGCCGGAUAACUUUACGAACAAUUCGAUGUUUAAUCUUUGUGGGAGUGUACCAGACGUCGACUUGGACCGGUGUGCUUCUAUGGCUGACCAACUUCCUCUACCCAACCAUUCUUCAUGGGCACCAUGUGUUGAUUCCUCUGCUCCCUUGUGCCCUGAAGAAAAUGACCCGGCAGCCUCUUCGCUGCAUUAA